Molecule: messenger RNA, 2735 nt
Organism: Phytophthora infestans T30-4
Lineage: Eukaryota; Oomycota; Peronosporomycetes; Peronosporales; Peronosporaceae
Exons: 3
Coding region: 63-2735 (890 amino acids)
Molecular function (GO): DNA binding
Source: RefSeq, a predicted model, not a curated record
ACCGAGUUUCUUAACAAAGUUUCUCCUCGUUCCAACCGGUUGAAUUUGGAGCUGCCGACAACAUGGGGCGGGGAUGCACGAUGGACGAGUGGAUUCACUUCCAGAAGCUUCCAGAGGAGGGUCGCGUGCCCAAUUCGUCCUACUGGUAUGUUUUGUGCCGUCAUUGCGUGGCCGGCUUCCAGCAAAAGAAACUUUUCAAUGCGCCCCCUAAGCUUACGGGUCGCCGAUCAGCGAUGCGAUCGCACCUCAAAGUCUGCCCCAUGUACGCCACGCAGUACCAGAUGGAGCAGCAGGCAAAGGCUGAGGUGGAAGCGGAGACGGGUGCAUCGAACUCGACAACGACCACAGUCGUUACGUCAGCACCGACGUCGACGGGUGAAAAGCGCAAGCGCAGAGCGGACAGAGAGAGCUGUGGUGGGUCCCGUGGAGGCCGUGGCAAGCACUGCAUGAUGGACGAGUGGGAGCAUUUCACGCGGCUGCAGGAUGAAGGCUACAUUGGCAAGUCAAAUUUCUUCUACGCCCUGUGCAAGUGCUGCCAGCGUGCGUAUGACGAGGCCCCUGAGGAUCAGAAGCCGUUGCUCGUGCCGGAGAAGCUCGUGGGCAGACGUGAAAAGAUGCGGAAGCACCUCGCGCUCUGUCCGCAUUUCAAAGGAGAUCUGCCGCCGCUGGAGCGCCGGCUGUUCCAGCGUAACAAGACGAGCGUCGUGGUCAGUGCUCUGGCCGCUGGUGCUGCUGCCCAUCUGGGAGCUGUGGUUGCCACCUCUACUUCUGUUUCUGCAACAGCAGACCUGAAAGCUUCUGGGGCUGCUGUAUCCCCUGUGGCUGCCAUGCUCCCCGUCACCUCGUCACGAUUGGCACUUGAUGAGUGGCAGCAUUUCACGCGCCUCGAACGCAAGAAGGAUAGCGCAUACUAUUACGCUCGCUGCAACUUUUGCCAGCAGGCGUACGAAAACGCCCCAGAGAACCUGAAGGCGUCAAUGGAGCCGGCUAUUGUCAUGGGCCGCAAGAGCAACAUGCAGACGCAUUUGUCCAAGUGUCGUCAUUUGCCUAAGGACCCAUCAGCGAUGGCGAAGAUUCAUAAUAUAAACCUUAGCGCAACUGCCUCACUGGAUGCAUCUGGACCAAAGCGUCCCGAAGUGGACGUAUCCAGCAUGUCUCUAGCUCAUUCGGCGGAUAAAUUUUCUGUGCACCGCUCGCUGGUGCACCUUGUGAUCGAACAUAACUUGCCUUUUGAAUGGGUGGAAAGUGUAAGUGCCAAGCAGCUAUUUGGCGCGUUGGUUCCUGCAUCUGACGUCAAAAACAAACUUAUACCGAGAUCGAAAGACUUGCGCACACGUGUCUUGGGUGAAGUUCACAGCGCUACGCUUCUCACUGAGCUCGCGAAGCUGCAAGAGCCCAUUCUACUCGAAGUAGGUGCGUCUGCUUUCUCUGCCGAUAUGGUUGACACACUGUCAAUCACACCGGCAGGAUCUUGGCCAGUAAUGAUGCACUGCAACCUGACUGCCAGCCACCACCCCGGAGAUCUGCAGAUGCCAGUAAUUGACGGCGUCGUAACCAACGGGAAUGCGAUCACGUCGCUUUCAUUUAUCCGAGCACAGCAACCGGAAUCGGGCGUGGAGGCAACUUUGGCUCGGUACCACGGCCUCGAGAUCGCUCGAUGGCUAGAUGGACAUAUCCGACUGUGUGUUGAAGGGACAAAGUUGGCUCUCGCAGCAGUUGUCCUUCCGUACAACACGAUGACUCAACGUGCUGUGGGGAUUCUGCGUGCACCCUCGCAUUGGCCUCGAGUUGCAUUCUUGUCUGACAUGGAGGAUAUGCUGCAGUUUCCUUUAUUGAAGCUUCUGGCGAGUGCGGAAAUGUUUACCGUCGUGUCGUCGCUUAUUGAGGUCUGGCAAUUGGAGUCCAUUCGAUCGUGCGUGAUUGAGCGGCUAUCGGCAGUAAACCAUGCUUCCCACAAAGGCCCCUUCUGCAACUGGGAGUCGUGUGCUACGCUCAUCCAAGUGCUUCUGGAUGAAAAAGCUUUCGCCUCUAGUAGUACGAAGAAAGGAGCUGCCAAUGCAAAACGGCUGGUGGAGAAUGCGCUGGAUCGCUCGCUACUGGAGCGUGUGUAUAAUCUGCUUCACGCAUUCACGAACGCAUUGUCUAGCUGUCGAUCUGGACAGACACUUUCAGAGACAUUGGAGCACUUGGGUGCAUUGUUCACUGCUGCUGAAGGAUUCGUCACCGUGCAGAUCGCGUUGGAGGUGCUGUGGGGGGAAAUGGAGCAGCCUCUUUUUGUCGUCGCGCAUGCACUGAACCCACGGCUGAGGCUACGUGACCUCAAGAGCACAGACAUCACCAGACUGAGCACGCUGAGUGAUCUCAGCGUCUCAUACUUUAGGUUUCUCUUUGGACGCAAACCGAAUUCUCUGCGAGGUGAGGUGACCGCAUACUUACACACGUCGCAGCAAGCAUUUACGAUUUCUGUGGUGGUGAAUCGUUCCUCCUCUUCCACUCAGCAAGAGACGACGAAGACCGGUGGCCGUAUGUACACUAAAGAUGAGCAGCAAAAACUUAAUUUCCUGCGCGAUCGAUGGGGAAUUGCGUCUGGCGCGUCGUCGCUGGAUUCCAAGGAAGAGCCAAAAGAUCGAAUUACCGCGCACAACGACCGCAGCGGAGCUGCCAUGCUGAACGCUGGUGUCGUGGACGAGUGGAAGGAGGCGCUGGAGUCGAAGCUGCAUGUUCGAGAAGAGUGA